Molecule: messenger RNA, 702 nt
Organism: Acaulospora colombiana
Lineage: Eukaryota; Fungi; Glomeromycota; Glomeromycetes; Diversisporales; Acaulosporaceae
Source: the annotation of a GenBank genome assembly
AUGGUUAAAACAACCUCUACUGCAAAACCCAAAAAACAGAGCAAAGUUCCACCCACGCCUCAAGCCUCUCGAAAACAAUCGCCGAAAACCGAGGCCGUCAAAGAAAGGAUUGUCACCGAGAGUGUUGCAUCUCGAAAAUCAUCACAUAAGGCUGACGUUAAGAAAGGUGCAGUAAAAUCACCUAAAGAAGCGGAGGUUGCUAAAGAAGAAAUUGUCGUGACCGAUUCCAAGAAUAUCACCGGUGAGACCAUCAACAGUGUUGAAGAAAAAUCCAUCGAGAUCGAAACCUCCGAAAAUACUAAAGCGCAACCUACCGAGACCGAGAGUGAGGAUUCUGGUAAUAAUACCAAAGAAGAGAGUUUAAUUCCUCCUUUAUCUGUCAACGAGUCUCCUUCCGAAUUCAUCGAUUCUACUGUCGCGGGUGUGGAUUCGGAUAGUUUUAAAGAAGGUACCAUUGAACUGAUCAACAUAUUUAGAAACAGUGAGAGUUCCUCACCUCUGAUAUCGUACGCCACUUCAUACGACGACCAAUAUUUGACCACGUUACCACCACCCGUGAUGCAAACACUUGGAUAUGAGGUCAUACACGCAACCAGUUGGGACGAGAGUUAUCCGCCUCAACAACUUUUGCCCAAAGAUAAUAAGAAUAAUGGAAAUGAUGGAGGAAUUAAACAUGGCAAAGGAUGGCAAUCCGAAAAGUAA